This is a messenger RNA of Acinonyx jubatus (cheetah), 1155 nucleotides long. RefSeq lists its product as uncharacterized. The record is from RefSeq and is a predicted model, not a curated record. Lineage: Eukaryota; Metazoa; Chordata; Mammalia; Carnivora; Felidae. The coding region runs from base 185 to 976 and encodes 263 amino acids. The transcript has 3 exons.
CCACCAAGCCACACCCACGGUGCCGGCCCUCCCUUCCUGGUCACCUGUCACCACUCCCCCGAAAGUGGCUUCCCCCCUCUCACCACGCACCCAUCCCCUGACCUUGCCCCAGGGAUUAUCUUCAGACCCUGUACAGAGAAGGAUUCUGUGACAUUUGCCAACACUUCCUCCAAUUGCCUUGGCAAUGGCGCCGUCUCCUAAUGAGGGAGGGAGGGCUCGGGCUGAGGCUCAAAGGGUGGGGCAGAGAAGGGAGAGAUGCACUGGGGGCGCAGGGGAGAGGCCGUGCCCAGGCCAGGCCACCGGAAGGCUGGGUGGUCUUCAUCAAACACAGGGGAUGGUUUCCAAAGUGCUGACCCUGCCCACCUCCUCCCCAGUGGCCUUCACCCUGGGAGCGGUCGGUUGGAGAGCAGCGUCAUCCAAGUCCAGUCCCGUCACCUGUCCUUGGAACCUGAGAACGUCGCUCCGCUGUAACCCCUUCUUGCCCACCUCACCCCCUCUCCUCCAACACCUCCCGGGCCUCCGAUCGCUCGCCGUCAGCAAGCCCAACUGCCUUCCUCUGGGUCCGCCUCCGGGUUUCCGCUGCCCUCUUCCCUACUGCCCUUCUCAGCUCCGCAACUCGGAAGCCGUGGGUGUCCGGAGGCGGGAAGUCCAAGACCAGUGCGCCGGGACAGUUGGCUUCUGGGUCUGGCUCCUUACUUUAAAGUGUGACAGCCAACAGCUUCGAAGCCUCAUCCUCCCUGUCCCUUGUGCCCCACACAUGGGCAAGCUGAUGUCAAAGCCUCCGGGCUCCCUUCCUUGGCAUCAGAGGGGAGUUCGCACCACCCACGGGAACCCCCGCCCCUGCUCUAGCUCCAAACACAACAGAGACACCCCCGCACCCCCUGCCCGGUCUCCUUUCCAUGUCCUCUCAAGUCGUCUUCUGACCACCUUGGGGACCUGCCGUGCGAUCCCAGGAAGCCUCAAUGUUUUUGAGUAAAAACCAGCUCUACAGAGAGAGAGAUCGAACAGCUCUGAACACCCAUGAGAUCUCAUGUGACCAAGUUGGACCCCAGAAGUGUGGAAAGUCGGCAUGAGGGUUAGAAAACCCACUCCAGCAAUAGACAUGUACAAAUAGCUGCUACAGCUCCAGAGACAAAAAGUAGAUUCGUGGGUGCC